AUGGAUCUUGCUCUGAAUUCUCCUAUGGCCAACAAUGAGCCUACAGUGCCUUUGAACCCGCCGGCUCCUCCUUCCAAGAAACCUUUAUUCUUCACAACCACAGAAGCCGAUGAAAAUUCGAUACCGACAUCAUCAUCAUCAGCCCCAGUUCUUCCUUUUCCCUCGUUGGGGGCUUUUCUCGGCCACAGUACUGGAGAGAAAGAGCGUGCAACUUUACUACCGCCUUUGAAACCAAAGUAUUCGGUGGGAACUCCAAGUUCCUAUAUGUUCUCUCCCAUUCUAGAAAAUAACGAAGAGUUUGCUGUAUUUUUCAAUCCAGCAUUGGCAAGACGGACGACUUCCUUUUUUCAGCCCUUCUCGGACCCCUCCUCAGAGACGAGCCAAUACCAUCAAACACCAAGUACAUCCACAAAGCGGACUGUAUCAACUCUCGUUCUUCCUCGUCGUAUCAAGCGAAAGAAGACUGUGGGCAAGAAGAAUGCAGCAGCACUGAUCGCAUGA
Cylindrotheca closterium is the source of this 501-nucleotide messenger RNA. The record is from the annotation of a GenBank genome assembly. Lineage: Eukaryota; Bacillariophyta; Bacillariophyceae; Bacillariales; Bacillariaceae.